Messenger RNA from Carya illinoinensis, 2651 nucleotides. RefSeq lists its product as uncharacterized. The record is from RefSeq and is a predicted model, not a curated record. The coding region runs from base 799 to 2250 and encodes 483 amino acids. The transcript is spliced from 10 exons. Gene Ontology annotation, molecular function: protein binding. Lineage: Eukaryota; Viridiplantae; Streptophyta; Magnoliopsida; Fagales; Juglandaceae.
AUAUGUAGGACCUGUUUACGAUCCUAGGGUUUUGGUUGUUCGCGCGCGCGUAUUUAAACAUUGCUUUGAAGAAGAUGAUAAAAAUUGAUUCCUCAUGUGUGCACAAAGUUUCUGAAUCUAUAUUUUCUUUUUUUGUUUUUUGUUCUCUGUAAAUUAUUGUCUUCGCUUCAUAUUCUUGCUCUUCUUAUUUGAUUCUUAUUUUGAGAAAUGAUAUUUGCAAUUCUAGAGUGUGCAAACUUCCUAGAUUGUGCAAGUUUCGCUCAUGUCUUGUGAAAAAGUAGAUAAAUCUGGAGCACACACGAAAAAUUUAUUUUUCAAUGAGGAUCUACUUUUUUAGCAUUACUCAUUUUAUAAUCAAAUUGGUAUUUUUGACUUCCAAGAUUAGUUUUUUUUUUUUUUUAAAUUCUUUUUGGGGGGGUUGAUUUACCGUUUGACCCAUUAUAUUAAAAAAAGGAAAAUGAUAGGUACACCAAGAAAGUGUACCUAUCAUUUGUACUGAUCAGUUUUUUUUAGCAUUUGUGUUUGUUUAGUUUUUGAGAAAUGAUAUUUACAGUCGUAGAGUGUGCAAACGUCAUACAAUAUUUUGAAAAGAAGUGAGUAAAUAUGAGAUUCACGUGAAAAAAAUUAAUUUUUUAAUAGUGGACUCUAGUAUUUUUCAAAAGGAUUGCCCAACACUUGCACACUAUGUAUACAACAACCAUUUUUUCAUUGUGAAGUAUUCAAGGCUUUAUGGGAUGAAAUCUUCACUAGGCUUGGUAUCGCAUGGAUAAUGCCUAGGAGGGUGAUAGAUUUAUUGUCAUGUUGGAGAGGGAUUCGGGGCAAUCGUCACAUUGCAGCUGUUUGGAAGAUGGUGCCUCUAUGCUUAAUGCGGUGCACAUGGAACAAAAGAAAUGCUGUGGAAUUGCCAGACCAAAAAUGUCUGAGAAUCAAGGAGAUGAUGCUGAAUACAUGGCAGAAGAAUAUGAAAUGGAAGAUGUAGAUGAUGAGAUGGAUGAUGAGUUUCGUGGUAGAGAAAUGGGGGGCUCAGAGUCCGACAUUGAUGAAUAUGACCUCUCGAAUAGCAAAGUUACCACUGCUGGGCAAGCCAGAAGUGGAAAAGACAUCCAGGGGAUCCCUUGGGAUAGGCUUAGCAUCACUAGGGAGAAGUACAGGCAAACUAGGCUAGAACAAUACAAGAACUAUGAAAACAUCCCUCAUUCUGGAGAGGGAUCGGGGAAGGAUUGUAAGGUUACCAAGAAAGGGAGCUCAUUUUAUGAGUUCAGAAGGAAUUCAACAUCUGUGCAGUCAACCAUUCUUCAUUUUCAGUUGAGGAACUUGGUUUGGGCUACCUCAAAACAUGAUGUCUACCUUAUGUCUCAUUUUUCUGUCAUCCAUUGGUCUUCCUUAACUUGCCGCAAAUCUGAACCUCUUAAUGUGUCAGGGCAUGUGGCACCAUCAGAGAAGCAUCCAGGAAGUCUGUUGGAGGGAUUUACUCAGACUCAAGUGAGUACUCUUUCUGUUAAAGAUAAGUUGCUUGUUGCUGGAGGGUUCCAAGGAGAACUUAUUUGCAAGCACCUGGAUCGGCCUGGAGUUAGUUUUUGUUCCAGAACAACUUAUGAUGACAAUGCCAUAACCAAUGCUAUUGAGAUCUAUGCCAGCUCCAGUGGUGCAGUUCACUUCAUAGCUUCAAAUAAUGAUUGUGGAGUUAGAGACUUUGAUAUGGAGAAAUUUCAACUUUCUAAGCACUUCCGUUUUCCUUGGCCUGUGAAUCAUACUUGUCUGAGUCCGGAUGGUAAACUUCUCAUAAUUGUGGGAGACAACCCAGAUGGUCUGAUGGUGGACUCCCAAACUGGAAAGACAGUAACGUCCUUGCGCGGUCACUUGGAUUUCUCAUUUGCAUCAUCGUGGCACCCUGAUGGUUUGACUUUUGCUACUGGAAACCAGGACAAAACCUGCAGGGUUUGGGAUGCCCGAAAUCUAUCCAAGUCAAUCGCUGUUCUGAAGGGAAACCUUGGAGCCAUCAGGUCUAUCCGCUAUACUUCUGAUGGUCGGUAUAUGGCAAUAGCAGAGCCUGCUGAUUUUGUGCAUGUAUAUGAUGUGAGAAAUGGGUACGAUAAGGAACAGGAGAUUGAUUUCUUUGGCGAAAUAGCUGGCAUAUCAUUCAGUCCAGAUACAGAGUCUCUUUUUAUUGGGGUGUGGGAUCGUACUUAUGGUAGCCUCCUCGAGUAUGGUAGAUGCCGAAACUACUCAUACCUCGAUUCUCUAAUUUAAAUUGAAUAUGACACCUGAAAACAAGCGUGGUGUUGUUGCUGAUAAGUAGGCUUAAUUGAAGAAAAUCGGUAUCAUAUCAUGAAGUUAGAGAGGGGUGUAGUUGUUGUAUAUUUGAGAAGUUGUGCAAUUAUAGGUAAUUGGUCUUGUUUUGUUGCUAUUGAGGAUUUGUCAUAAAAGUGUGUAAAAGGGAGGGGACGUACAGAAGGCUAGAGAGAGAAGGCACUUCUUGUGCCAACAAGAGAAAAGAAUGAAUGAGUAUAUCUUGGGGGUGAUGCCUGGUUGCCAUCCUUCUUGUAUGUUAGAAAUUUUAUGACUUUAUUUUUUUAUUUAUUUUUGAGAGAGAAAGACUGUCUUGUGGAACUUACCAGUGAUCAUCACGGAUGUUUUAUUUCUCGUGUCAA